AUGCUAACCAGAAUCCUAAGACACAGGGCUACCAUGCCUCUUGCCAUCAGCUCGGUCGCUAUUGCAGCCGCCUUCUACAAUACUAGCACCUUGAGAAACGAAACUUUGAAGACUUUCAACGGCGACGGAACCUGGGUAGACCUACCCAUUUCUAAGAUCGAGGAAGUCUCGCACGACACCCGUCGAUUCACAUUCAAUUUGCCUGAGGAAAACCAACUAACCGGUCUGAUCACUGCAUCUGCGUUGUUGGCCAAGCUCCAGACUGCCAAGGGCAACAACGUCAUCAGACCUUACACUCCAGUCAGCGACGUGAGCGCCAAAGGCCACUUCGAUUUGGUCAUCAAGCACUACGACGGUGGUAAGUUCACUGAGUUGCUAUUCGCUAAGAAACCCUCCGACACGGUCGCCUUCAAGGGCCCCAUCAAGAAGUGGGAAUGGAAACCUAACUCCUUCGACAACAUCACCUUGCUAGGCGCUGGCUCUGGUAUCACCCCGCUAUUCCAAUUGGUGCACCACAUCUCGCAGAACCCAGAGGACAAGACCAAGAUCAACCUGCUGUACGGAAACAAAACUCCAAACGAUAUCUUGCUAAAGAAAGAAUUGGAUGCAAUCCAAGCCAAGUACCCCGACCAGGUCAAGAUCCACUACUUCGUCGACAAGGCCGAGGGCGGAUUCGAGGGUCACACCGGGUUCAUCACCAAGGAAUACUUGGAAAAGAACAUCCCCGGCCCUGGAGACUCCCACCAAGUGUUCUUGUGCGGUCCCCCACCCUUCAUGCAGGCUUACUCGGGACCUAAGGCCUCUCCUCAGGACCAGGGCGAACUAGUUGGUAUCUUCAAGGAGUUGGGCCAUGCUAAGGACCAUGUCUUCAAGUUCUGA
This is a messenger RNA of Lachancea meyersii CBS 8951, 879 nucleotides long. Lineage: Eukaryota; Fungi; Ascomycota; Saccharomycetes; Saccharomycetales; Saccharomycetaceae. The record is from the annotation of a GenBank genome assembly.